AAUCCUCGUCGCUUAGGUUUUUAGGGUUUUUAUUAACAGUCUCUCACUAUCUCUACGUUUUUCUCUCACUCUAAACACCAUGACUGCUCAGACGCAAGAGGAACUCCUCGCUGCCCAUUUAGAAGAGCAGAAAAUCAACCCUGAUGAACCUGUUGUUGAGGAUGAAGAAGAAGAUGAUGAUGAAGAAGACGAUGAUGACGAGGGAGAAGAUCAACAAGAUGGGGAUGUCAGUGGUAGAUCCAAGCAAAGCAGAAGCGAGAAGAAGAGUCGUAAGGCAAUGCUGAAGCUUGGAAUGAAACCCAUCACUGGUGUUAGCCGUGUUACAGUGAAGAAAAGCAAAAAUAUUUUGUUUGUGAUCUCAAAACCGGAUGUUUUCAAAAGCCCAGCAUCUGACACUUAUGUUAUCUUCGGUGAGGCUAAGAUUGAAGACUUAAGCUCUCAACUACAAACACAAGCGGCCGAGCAGUUUAAAGCUCCUGACCUAAGUCAUGUAGUCUCCAAGCCGGAGUCUUCAGCCCCUGCUCAAGAUGAGGAGGAUGUGGAUGAGACAGGAGUGGAGCCCAAGGACAUCGAGUUGGUCAUGACACAAGCUGGAGUCUCUAGGCCAAAGGCUGUUAAGGCGCUCAAGGCUUGUGAUGGGGACAUUGUUUCUGCCAUCAUGGAUUUGACAAACUAAGGUAGUUAAUGAUGAUCCUUUGUUAGUUGUGAGAACAUACGGGUCGGAUUUUGGAGGCUCCUUUUCUUCUUUGGAUUCAUUUCAUCUCUUCUUUGAUUUCUUGUGUUGUACUGGUAUGAACUUGAAAACUUUUUAAAAGGAAUGGUUUUUGCUCUAGUUUUAGGUCAACAUUAAUUUUAAGAUAGCUCCUGCUUCUUAGAACAUGUUUCCAGGAGUUGGUUGUACCCAAGGCUGUCCAGUACUUCACUUUCAAGUUGUAGUGCAAGACCAUUCUAUGUACAAGCAUUCAGGCAAUGCAAACCUUUCUGCUUUGGUCUUAGUUAAUUUAUAGCUUAACACAAGAAGAUCCUCUUAUGUAGUUACCAGUCAUGGUUAAUUAAAUUUUGGUUGGCCUUGUUUUACAG
Messenger RNA from Papaver somniferum (opium poppy), 1080 nucleotides. RefSeq names its product nascent polypeptide-associated complex subunit alpha-like protein 1. The record is from RefSeq and is a predicted model, not a curated record. Lineage: Eukaryota; Viridiplantae; Streptophyta; Magnoliopsida; Ranunculales; Papaveraceae. The coding region runs from base 80 to 676 and encodes 198 amino acids. The transcript is spliced from 4 exons. Gene Ontology annotation, cellular component: nascent polypeptide-associated complex; cytoplasm. Gene Ontology annotation, biological process: protein targeting to membrane.